Messenger RNA from Theobroma cacao (cacao), 1305 nucleotides. RefSeq names its product myb-related protein 308-like. The record is from RefSeq and is a predicted model, not a curated record. Lineage: Eukaryota; Viridiplantae; Streptophyta; Magnoliopsida; Malvales; Malvaceae.
UACACGUAUAAUUAAGUAGCCAAAUUUGGAACAACAAACACCUGUAUAUUUAGAGGAGACGAGGGAUGGUUUUGUGAAAUUAAUUGGAGCAAGAAAUAUAAGCAAAGCAGCUGAUCUCCAGCUUGCCUCCCACCAAAUGGUGAGUUGAGCUGUGAUAUAUUCAUCUGGAGAUUGAAUUAAGAUCAAUAGGAUGGUCCAUCACUGCUGCAACAAACAGAAAGUCAAGAGAGGGCUGUGGUCUCCCGAGGAAGAUGAGAAGCUAGUCAGAUACAUAACCACCCAUGGCCAUGCUUCUUGGAGUUCUGUUCCAAAACUAGCAGGCUUGCAGAGGUGUGGUAAGAGCUGCAGACUGAGGUGGAUAAACUACUUGAGGCCGGAUCUCAAAAGGGGUUCAUUUACUCCACAAGAAGAGAGGAUUAUCAUUGAUGUUCAUAGAAUACUAGGCAAUAGAUGGGCUCAGAUAGCUAAGCACUUGCCAGGUAGGACAGACAACGAGGUCAAGAACUUCUGGAAUUCAUGCAUCAAGAAGAAGCUUAUCGCACAGGGGUUAGAUCCCAACACUCACAACCUCCUUUCUAAUCCAAUUUAUAACAUUAAUGGGAGUAGUAAUUAUGGCAAAAGUUCAUGCAAGCUCUCCAGCUGUGUCUAUGAUGAACAACCAACCUUCAGGAGUACUGUAAUUUCAGUAGUAGGGAAUGAUGAUUCUUAUCCGGUAGAUAUGAAACCACCUUCCCUGAUCACUAGUCCACCAGCUGCUUCAUCAGUUCCAGUUCCAGUUCCGGCUCCUCCUGACGAUGGUUAUUAUAGCCAGUCUUGUUCAACAUUAUUGCAUGAAGGUAUCUCAACCAUACCAACCGGUGAAUUCCAAGACCAAAAGCGUGACAUAGUUCAGACAAUCCGAGAACAAAAUCCGCAUGCUUCAAAGGAAUCGCCGAGGCGAUCGUCCUGGGAAAGCCUACUCAUCCCAUUCUCCUCUACUCAUCCUUCAUACCAUCAACCUGGGUUGGGGCGCAGUGAUUGCAUGUGGGAAUGGGAUGGUAUUGAACCCACAGAAAAUAAAGCACUAGUAUUGCACAGGAAACAACAAGCAGUAGCCAAUCCACCAGAGCAGAGGGUUUGCGAAGUGGAAAUUGAAAAACGAAAGGACUACUACUUCAGCGGAGCUCAGGAUAAGGAAAUGGAAGCUUCAUUUGAGAGUUAUUGUAACUUUGAGUUUGAUACGUUAGUGUCCUAUGGAAUAUAAUGCCAGUCCCAUGGAAUUAAUUGUUACUAGUACUAAUAUUUUUGUUUCCCUCUAUUAUAAUG